AUGAUAUUGCCACCUCACUCCUCAGUUCCUUUUGAAGUGGUGCACCUUGACUUCGCGGAACUGAAGAAGAAAGCUGAAGGGCGGCGGAGAACUCAAUGUUUCCUCGUAGCCAUUGACGAGUGCACUCGGAUGGUAGCAGCAAGACCUGGAAAGGAGGAAUCCAACUCUAUCAUCGCUCUCAUCAGCCGUAAAAUGUUUGAAGGAACAAAAGUUUUGGUUUCCGACAACGCUGCUGCUUUUAAGAGCAACGUUAUACAAGCGUGGGCUGCUGAUCGUGGGAUCCAACUCAAGUACACUUCCCCCUUCCACCCAGAAGCAAAUGGGCUGGCAGAGCGGACCAUCAGAAGCAUUAAGCAAUACAUGGCCAUGUAUCCAGAUAUCAAAGGUAGUUGGAAGUGUUGCUUGGAGGCUGCGGUUGCUCACCACAAUCGUUCGUCUAGUGCGGCGUUAGGAUGUUCACCACUUUGUGCCCUUACUGGAAAGCCGACCCUUCUACCGGCAGACUACACAUUGGAAAUUAGUGACAGGCUUUCUUUAGCGGAACAUAAGAAAAGCCCAGAACAACAGCAGUCGCACCGAAAUACGAUGAAAAAGAACUUUGACAGACGGCAUGUGACAACAAUCCCACCCGUCGCCGUUGGCGACUCCGUCAUGAUAUGGAAAGGGCUGCCUGGACACCAGCAACGAGCCCUAACGAGCCCUUUUUUGGUUGUUAAAACAGCUUCCCAGUGUGGUGUUCUGAAAACCAUCGGAUACACCAACGAUGAGGGAAACAUGGAGAUCGCUGCCAUCAAGAAUGUCGUCCCUUACCAUCCCCGGAGGGAAGGUUCUCAAAAGUGA
Molecule: messenger RNA, 840 nt
Organism: Ornithodoros turicata
Lineage: Eukaryota; Metazoa; Arthropoda; Arachnida; Ixodida; Argasidae
Exons: 1
Coding region: 1-840 (279 amino acids)
Biological process (GO): DNA integration
Molecular function (GO): nucleic acid binding
Source: RefSeq, a predicted model, not a curated record